Messenger RNA from Sorghum bicolor (sorghum), 2325 nucleotides. RefSeq names its product calcium-dependent protein kinase 8. The transcript is spliced from 8 exons. The record is from RefSeq and is a predicted model, not a curated record. Gene Ontology annotation, molecular function: calmodulin binding; calcium/calmodulin-dependent protein kinase activity; ATP binding. Gene Ontology annotation, cellular component: nucleus; cytoplasm. Bases 373 to 1971 code for a protein of 532 amino acids. NCBI's taxonomy places the organism in Eukaryota, Viridiplantae, Streptophyta, Magnoliopsida, Poales, Poaceae. Gene Ontology annotation, biological process: peptidyl-serine phosphorylation; intracellular signal transduction; protein autophosphorylation.
UCCAUUCCUGGGAUUAUCCAUACCAGUUCCUCUGAAAUCCCCACCAUCUCCACGAAAUCCCCGAAAAAGGGCAGAUCUUUUCCACAAAAACCACGAGAAAGGGUGUAGCUUCCUGCUAGUUUGCGCUGGCCGCUGGCUUAUGGUGCCCGCUUCUAGAACGCGUCCAGAAUUCGUGGACUCGCCCCCGCCCCGCCCCGCCCCAGCUCACACGCCAACUCCCAGUACAAAGCCUACGGAAUUUCCCCCAACCCCAAUUCGAGCUGUCCGCUUUCAGUAGUCGCCGCCGCCGCCGCUGAACUGAAAGUUGAAACCAGCUCGCCGGGGGUCCGAUUUCCCCAAUUUUGUUUCUGCUAGGAGGCCGCGGCCGCGACCAUGGGAAACUGCUGUGCCGCGCCGUUGACGGAGGAGAGCGGCAAGAACCGCCCCAAGAAGCAGAAGGCGAACCCCUACAACGUCGCGUACAACCGCGGGGCGGCGCCGCCGUCGGCGCGCCCGGGCCUGCUGGUGCUGCGGGACCCGACGGGGCGGGACCUCGGCGCGCAGUACGAGCUCGGCGGCGAGCUGGGCCGCGGCGAGUUCGGCAUCACGUACCUGUGCACGGAGUCCGCCACGGGGGCGCGCUACGCGUGCAAGUCCAUCUCCAAGCGCAAGCUGCGGACGCCCGUCGACGUGGAGGACGUGCGCCGGGAGGUGGACAUCAUGCGCCACAUGCCCGCGCACCCCAACAUCGUCAGCCUCCGCGCCGCCUACGAGGAUGAGGACGCCGUGCACCUCGUCAUGGAGCUCUGCGAGGGAGGGGAGCUCUUCGACAGGAUCGUCGCCCGGGGCCACUACACCGAGCGUGCCGCCGCCGCCGUCCUGCGCACCAUCGUGGAGGUCGUCCAGAUGUGCCACAGGCAUGGCGUCAUGCACCGGGACCUUAAACCAGAGAACUUUUUAUAUGCAAACAAGAAGGAGAGUUCCCCCCUGAAAGCAAUUGAUUUUGGGCUGUCUGUGUUCUUCAGGCCUGGUGAGCGAUUUUCUGAAAUCGUAGGCAGUCCAUACUACAUGGCUCCAGAGGUUCUAAAGCGAAACUAUGGCCCUGAAGUUGAUGUCUGGAGUGCUGGAGUGAUACUUUACAUACUUCUUUGUGGUGUACCACCAUUUUGGGCAGAAACCGAACAGGGAGUAGCACAGGCAAUUAUACGAUCUGUGGUAGAUUUCAAAAGAGAACCAUGGCCCAGAGUAUCUGAGCCUGCUAAAGAUCUUGUCAGGCGGAUGCUGGACCCAAAUCCAUUGACACGGUUUACUGCAGCACAAGUACUUGAGCAUCCAUGGCUACAUGACUCCAAAAAGAUGCCAGACAUUUCUCUUGGUGAUACUGUCCGAGCAAGAUUGCAGCAAUUUGCUGCAAUGAACAAGUUAAAGAAGAAAGCACUAAGGGUGAUUGCUGAGCAUCUGUCUGUGGAGGAAGUAGCUGACAUAAAGCAGAUGUUUGAUAAGAUGGAUGUGAACAAGAAUGGCAAGUUAACAUUCGAGGAAUUCAAGGCCGGCCUUCGUAAACUGGGAAACCAAAUGCCUGAUUCAGAUCUUCAGAUAUUGAUGGAUGCUGCUGAUAUUGAUAAAAACGGGACCCUAGAUUAUGGGGAAUUCGUCACUGUGUCUGUUCAUGUGAGAAAAAUAGGCAACGAUGAACACAUCGAGAAGGCCUUCACAUACUUCGACCGGAAUAAGAGUGGGUAUAUAGAAAUCGAAGAGCUUAGAGAGGCGCUAUCUGAUGAACUGGAUGGAAAUGAUGAAGACAUUAUCAAUGGCAUCAUCCGAGAUGUGGACACAGAUAAGGACGGGAAGAUAAGCUACGAUGAGUUCGCGGCAAUGAUGAAGGCCGGCACUGACUGGAGGAAGGCGUCUCGGCAGUACUCGAGGCAACGGUUCAGCAACCUGAGCCUGAAGCUCCAGAAGGAUGGGUCCCUCAGUGCCGAGACACGAUAGGCAGGUCACCACGCCACCAGACGGAGAAGUCGAGAAGGCCAUAUGCCGAUGUCCUGAGCUGAAGCAUGGUGGCUACUGAGUGUUCAUCCGUUUGUCUGUUUGUUUUGCUGUGCGGGAUUUGGUCAGUCAGUCAGGUUAUUCGAUUCCACGCUCCAUUUUACACGUACGGUGAAUCUGUAAUUCUUGGGUUUGUGAUUGUAAAGAUGGUGGUUGUGCCCGUACGUAUUGUAGAUCGAUGCAGCAGCGUGUACUUACGAAGAACGCUGGAGUAGCAGAAGUAGAGUCUUGCUUGUAACUUGUAAUUGUAAGUAGAAUUUGUUUGUGUGAUGCAAUGCAUGAUGGUUGCCGGCAAAA